This is a messenger RNA of Nymphaea colorata (pocket water lily), 2434 nucleotides long. Its product is annotated as 3-phosphoshikimate 1-carboxyvinyltransferase 2-like. Lineage: Eukaryota; Viridiplantae; Streptophyta; Magnoliopsida; Nymphaeales; Nymphaeaceae. The transcript has 8 exons. Gene Ontology annotation, biological process: aromatic amino acid biosynthetic process; chorismate biosynthetic process. The record is from RefSeq and is a predicted model, not a curated record. Bases 362 to 1891 code for a protein of 509 amino acids. Gene Ontology annotation, molecular function: 3-phosphoshikimate 1-carboxyvinyltransferase activity.
AGCAGGUCAAUGACAAAGGUGGAAAGAAGAGGAUUCCAUAUAAUGGCCACUGAUGGCCUCACCAAUGACCAGGAUACAAAAGUGGGUAGGUAGCGGUAUUGUGACUUCUGCGACGACGGCGAACCCAACAUCCCGACCAAAUCCCAUUACCUACCCGGAGGGCUGGCGGCCAUCAAGAACCGAAGACCAAACACCCACCGAAAUGAGGGGUCUUUCGUAAUUUUGUGUUCUCCACCUACCUUCUCGCCCAUCUGCGUAUAUCAGUCUCGAUCCUUCUCCUCUCUCAUACACAAGAAAGAAGGAAGUCAGCCACCCACCCACCCCUGCCUUCGGUUGCCGCAGUCUGAGAGGAGGACGUGCUAUGGCUUCGUUGCAUUCUGCAUCGGCCCCAAAGAACGCGGUGCAGUCCCGCCAUGGAGCGAUGGAGAGCGUCUACCUCGGGUCGAGGUAUUCCGGUGCACCAGUGACGGUUCUUCAGUUGGAGGGAUGCGGAAGGAAAAGGCCCUCCUUCAAAAGAGGUUUGGUUUUCCAGAUCAAGGCCGUUGCUGCCACGGAGAAGAAGGAGGAUGAGCUGGUUCUGCAGCCCAUCAAGGAAAUCAGCGGGAUCGUUAAGCUUCCUGGUUCUAAAUCUUUGUCCAAUCGCACCCUUCUCCUGGCUGCCCUUUCAGAGGGAACAACUUCUGUGGACAACUUACUGAGCAGUGAUGAUAUUCAUUAUAUGCUUGGCGCUUUGAGAACGCUUGGUCUUCGUGUAGAUGAAGAUAGAGAUAUGCAAAGGGCAAUAGUAGAAGGUUGUAGUGGUCAGUUCCCAGUGGCAAAGAAUUCGGCAAAAGAGGUUGAACUUUUCCUGGGAAAUGCGGGGACUGCGAUGCGCCCGCUGACUGCUGCAGUUGUUGCUGCUGGUGGAAAUACAAGAUAUAUACUUGAUGGGGUUCCGAGAAUGAGGGAGAGGCCUAUAGGAGACUUGGUUAGUGGCCUACAGCAGCUCGGUGCAGAUAUUGGCUGUACACUAGGUACCAACUGCCCGCCAGUUUAUGUAAAUGGAAAGGGAGGACUUCCUGGAGGAAAGGUGAAACUCUCUGGAUCAAUAAGCAGUCAAUAUCUCACAGCGUUACUCAUGGGAGCACCUUUAGCUCUUGGGGACGUGGAAAUUGAGAUGGCUGACAAACUUGUAUCUGUUCCAUAUGUGGAAAUGACACUUAAAUUGAUGGAGCGCUUUGGAGUGGUAGUCGAGCAUGCUGGUGGCUGGGAUAGAUUCUUGGUUAGGGGUCGUCAAAUGUACAAGUCACCUGGAAGUGCUUAUGUUGAAGGAGACGCAUCUAGCGCAAGUUACUUCCUGGCUGGUGCUGCAAUAACUGGAGGCACUGUAACUGUAGAAGGCUGUGGUACAAGUAGCCUGCAGGGUGAUGUGAAGUUUGCUGAAGUUCUCGAGAAAAUGGGAGCAAAAGUUACUUGGGCUGAGAACAGUGUCACUGUCACUGGUCCACGAAAGGAUGGUUCGAGGAGGCGUCUGAGUGGUAUUGAUGUCAAUAUGAACAAGAUGCCUGACGUUGCAAUGACCCUAGCUGUUGUUGCACUUUUUGCAGAUGGUCCAACAGCGAUAAGAGAUGUGGCAAACUGGAGAGUGAAGGAAACUGAAAGGAUGGUAGCAAUAUGCACAGAGCUGACAAAGUUGGGUGCAACAGUUGAAGAAGGGCCAGAUUACUGCGUAAUCACUCCUCCAGAGAGGCUGAAUGUGACAGCAAUUGACACAUAUGAUGACCACAGGAUGGCAAUGGCAUUUUCUCUUGCUGCAUGUUCAGAUGUGCCUGUCACUAUUAAGGAUCCUGGUUGCACGCGCAAGACUUUUCCGAACUACUUCCAAGUUCUACAAAGUGUCACAAAGCACUAGGGAAGUUUAUCCUGUCUCGUGCCAGAUCUCUUCAGCAAUUUUAGAACAAUAUGACUUAAUCUGGGGUCUGUAUUUUUCUGUCUGUUGAAGAGCCCCACAUUCCGGGAUUAGAGAAUCUUAAAAGAGGCAAGAGAUUGAGGAUUCAUAAGCGUCCGUUCCUUGGUCUAAGGAUGCAAAAGGCAGCAGUGGCAGUCAAAGUCAUUUGGGUGAACGAGGACUCUCUUUUCAUUUUCUUUUUUUCCUCUUUAUGUUAGUCGAAGUGCAGCCAUCCUGCCCACAUCUGUUAUGUGAUUCUCUUAUUAUUAGUUGAGUUGGGCAAUGUCUAUUUGGAUCAUUACCUUUUCUGAUUUUGGGCUUUAAAUGCCUCUCACAUUUGUACACUCUUUAGGAGUUGGGUGCAAGGAUGCUCACGUGUUUGAGGAAAAAAACACCAUUUGGAGGCUAAUUUAGUGCAUGGGAGACCAAUUUAGUGUUUAAAGUAAAGAUUUUUCACUGCUAAAAAUGUAAAAACUUCGAAUUUACUUUAUAUUAUCUUUGAGAAAA